Messenger RNA from Aspergillus alliaceus, 645 nucleotides. RefSeq lists its product as uncharacterized. NCBI's taxonomy places the organism in Eukaryota, Fungi, Ascomycota, Eurotiomycetes, Eurotiales, Aspergillaceae. Bases 1 to 645 code for a protein of 214 amino acids. The record is from RefSeq and is a predicted model, not a curated record. The transcript has 5 exons.
AUGGAGGAGAGAUGUGAUGCUGCUGCUGCAUCUAUUCUAGAAGCCUUUGAACCUCCAAAAUACCAGAGUUUGCUGGAGGACUAUUACCUCUCUGUUUAUCCCUUGCACCCGGAAAUAUCCAACACUCUACGGGUUCCAACCCGUGUCGAUGCGGUUCUUGCCGCUGUAAUAUCCACCGAAAAGAAGCGACAACGAAUCAAGCACCCUAAAACCUUCGAGUGUUUCAAACCACUUUACUUGGACUAUGAUCAGGAUGUUACCAUGCCUUACCUUCCAUGGGGAUCGGCCGAUGUCAAAUGUAGCGCCGACAAUAUACUAUGGUAUGGUAAUCGAGAGGAUCUACAGACCAACUUGAUUAUUUCUCGAAAGAAAGGUGCCAAUGCAGAUGAUGAUUGGAAACCACCUGCAGCUCUAUCUUUCGUUCACUACGCUAGGAAACGGUCUGGCAAGAACGUUAAAAUCUAUGCUAUUGUCACUGAUAGCUACCGAUGGGAAUUCAUGCGUCUCAGCAAAUAUGGCGUGUUUUCCAAGUUGACAUUAUAUUGGACACUCGAGCAGCAGGAUGAAAUCAUAUGCCAGGUUCGCAAGAUUUUGCAUCCUAGCUUGCCGAUCCUCACCCAAAGAGCAAAUAUGAACCCUGCUUAG